Molecule: messenger RNA, 186 nt
Organism: Micromonas commoda
Lineage: Eukaryota; Viridiplantae; Chlorophyta; Mamiellophyceae; Mamiellales; Mamiellaceae
Exons: 2
Coding region: 1-186 (61 amino acids)
Source: RefSeq, a predicted model, not a curated record
AUGGGCCUGCUGGACAGAGCAGUCAGCCAGGGCACGGCUCAGUACGUAAUCUACGCCUGCUUGGCAGCCCCCGCCUUCGCCUUCGGCCUUCGCAUGUACAACGCGCGCAACGAGUACAACAGGUCGAAUCCCUACCAGUCCCAGUACGCCAAGGCGGACUCCACUCCCCAGACUAGGAGGAAGUAG